This is a messenger RNA of Prionailurus viverrinus (fishing cat), 156 nucleotides long. Its product is annotated as 60S ribosomal protein L39-like. Lineage: Eukaryota; Metazoa; Chordata; Mammalia; Carnivora; Felidae. Gene Ontology annotation, molecular function: structural constituent of ribosome. The transcript has a single exon. The record is from RefSeq and is a predicted model, not a curated record. Gene Ontology annotation, biological process: translation. Gene Ontology annotation, cellular component: cytosolic large ribosomal subunit; ribosome.
AUGUCUUCGCACAAGACUUUCGGGAUCAAGCGAUUUCUGGCCAGGAAACAAAAGCAGAAUCAUCCCAUUCCCUAGUGAGUUCAGAUAAAGACUGGUAAUAAAAUCAGGUACAACUCCAAGAGGCGGCAUUGGAGAAGAACGAAGCUGGGUCUGUAA